Drosophila bipectinata is the source of this 1807-nucleotide messenger RNA. Its product is annotated as fatty-acid amide hydrolase 2. Gene Ontology annotation, cellular component: endomembrane system. NCBI's taxonomy places the organism in Eukaryota, Metazoa, Arthropoda, Insecta, Diptera, Drosophilidae. The record is from RefSeq and is a predicted model, not a curated record.
CGUCUUGGAUUUAUCGCAACCCAUUCGUCUGACCCUACUCAUCCACUAUCAAGUGUUUGUUGCUGCUGGCCAGCUACGGGUCUCUGGAUUUGCAUUGCGCAAAGUGCAAAACUCAGCGGAAAAAAUCACAUUUGCCAUGUCGGUUUGGAGCCACGUACUGGAGGCGAUUUUGACGCUGGUCCACAUCUUGACCGAUCGCCUGCUGGAGUUCGGCUUAGGUUGGUAUCUGGGACCACACAGGCGAGUUCAGGGACCUCCCAGUACCGACCAACAAGCUCUGUUGUCCAAGAGUGCCGUGGAACUUGCUCAAUUGAUACGGGAGCGAAAAAUCCGCAGUUACGACAUCGUCAAAGCUUACUGUGAGCGUAUCGAAAAUGUGAACCGUGAUCUCAACGCUGUGGUGGAUGGACCCUUCCCAGAGGCCUUGGACCAGGCGCGCGAAAUUGAUAGAAGGUUGUCUAAGAAGGAAUACAGUGAUGAGGAUUUCCGGAGGCAGCCCUUCCUGGGUGUUCCCUUCUCGACUAAAGAUAGUACUUCUGUGGCGGGAAAACUGCAUACGCUGGGAUUAGUAUGCCGAAAGUCUGAACGAUCUGCCACGGAUGCUGAAUGCGUCCGUCUGAUGAAGGAAAGUGGCGCAAUCAUAAUAGCCACCAGCAAUGUUCCGGAGGUGAACAAGUGGAUUGAGUCCAGAAACAUGCUGAUUGGAGGCACCAAUAAUCCCUAUGAUCUCCGACGAUCCGUGGGUGGCUCUUCCGGAGGCGAAGCUGCUCUCAUUGCCGCCUGUUGUACGGGUUUUGGACUGGGCACGGAUAUUGGAGGUUCCAUCAGAAUUCCAGCCUUUAAUUGCGGUGUGUUUGGACACAAGCCCACUGCUGGAGCUGUUAACAUGGCGGGUUGCACCUUCAGAACCGGAAAGGAAAAGGAUACCAUGGUCUGCGCCGGUCCAAUGAGUCGUUUCGCCAAGGAUCUUUUGCCCAUGAUGCAGGUCUUGGUGGAACCAGAACUGAAACCCAAACUAAAACUUGAUCAGGAAGUGAACUUGAAGAAAUUGCGAUACUUCUACGUGGCAUCCAAUGGCAUGGCUCAGUGCAAUCCUGUAAACAAAGAAACCGAGAGAGUCAUGUACAAGAUACGUAAACAUUUUGAGGGCAUCAGUGGUCAGGAUGUGCGACAUGCCAACGUACCGAACACCAAGUUGACUGGAAAAAUGUGGCGCUACUGGAUGACCCAGGAGCCGGCUAACUUUAAUCUUUUGCUUGGAAACGGAGCUGAACUCAAUCCAUUUGUGGAGCUAUUUAAAAAGUUACUGGGUCAGAGUGACUAUAGCAUGGCUGCUAUUUAUGGACUAAUUGACAGUGUUUUGCCGAAGGAGUCUGAGAAACUGAUGCGACAGGCCACCGCCCAGUGUAAGAAGGCGGUGCAGGAUCUGCUCGGCGAGGAUGGAGUGCUCUUCUACCAUAGUUCUCCCAGGACGGCUCCAUUCCACUUCUAUCCGCUGGUUAAAUUCAACGACUUUGCCUAUUUCAGCCUGUUCAACGUGCUCCAUUUGCCAGCUACCCAGGUUCCCAUGGGAUUGGACUCCAAGGGAAUGCCCCUGGGUAUUCAGGUGGUGGCCAAUUUAAACAAUGAUCGUCUUUGUUUGGCGGUGGCGGAGGAGUUGGAGCGGACUUUUGGCGGCUGGGUGCCACCAUUUCCCUUGAAACAGUAAACGCUCUGAAAACAUAUGUAACUAUCUUUAGGUGUUGGUAGGAUUUGAGACUGUCGCUUUGUUACCGGACUUUAAUAAAUUUAUUUUUUAAUAAACAAA